GUACAGCACUUGGGAACCCGAGGAGAACAUCCUGGAUGCCCGGCUGCUCGCAGCCUUUGAGGAAAGGGAGCGAGAAAUGGAGCUAUAUGGGCCCAAAAAGCGAGGCCCCAAGCCCAAAACCUUCUUGCUGAAGGCCCAGGCAAAAGCAAAAGCCAAAACCUAUGAAUUCCGCAGCGACUCUUCCAGGGGGAUCCGGGUGCCGUAUCCUGGCAGGUCCCCCCAGGAGGCUAGGGAAGGACUCAGAAACAUAGCCCUGGCCCCCCAGGGCAGCUCCAGCACCAGCACCCCCAAGGGAGACGGCAUCCGGGAGCGGGUGAUCCGCGUGGAGGAGAAACCUGGGGACACCCCAAAAAAGAGGGGCCCGAAGCCCAGGAAGGAGCUUUACAAGGACCUGGCGGAGACGCUGGAUUCCUCCAAGAGGAAACUGGGGGAGCCGGGGGACAAGGUGGGGGACUACCUGAAGGCCAGGAAGAUGGAGGAGGCGUCAGCCGGGGCGACCAAGUUUGGUUCGGGACACAGCGUCAUCCAGCUGGCCAGGCGGCAGGACCCCGACCUCCCCAGCACCCUGCCCGGCCCCAACCGAGCCGAGGGGGCUGCCAAGCUUGGAGCCACCGAGCCCUACCCGCCGCGGCUGGCCAAGCACCGGGCAGACUUUCUGGACCCCAAGGGGCAGGGGGGGCUGGACCCCGGUGGGCCCAAGCUCCUGCACGGUGCGGUCAGCCCGGGCACCGUGGGCAGCCUGUACCGCGACGGUGUGGGGGGCCAGGCAGGGCGACCCUCCCUCAUCGCCCGCAUCCCUGUCUCCAGGAUCCUGGGAGACCCCGAGGAGGAGUCCUGGAGCCCCUCUCUCAACAACCUGGAGAAGGUGGUGGUAACUGAUGUGACCUCUAACUUUUUGACCGUCACCAUCAAGGAGAGCAGCACAGACCAAGGAUUCUUUAAAGAGAAGCGAUGA
Molecule: messenger RNA, 955 nt
Organism: Antrostomus carolinensis (chuck-will's-widow)
Lineage: Eukaryota; Metazoa; Chordata; Aves; Caprimulgiformes; Caprimulgidae
Gene: CBX8
Product: chromobox 8
Exons: 3
Biological process (GO): negative regulation of transcription by RNA polymerase II
Cellular component (GO): chromatin; PRC1 complex
Molecular function (GO): chromatin binding
Source: RefSeq, a predicted model, not a curated record